This is a messenger RNA of Plasmodium fragile, 3654 nucleotides long. RefSeq lists its product as uncharacterized. The record is from RefSeq and is a predicted model, not a curated record. Lineage: Eukaryota; Apicomplexa; Aconoidasida; Haemosporida; Plasmodiidae. Gene Ontology annotation, cellular component: nucleus. Bases 1 to 3654 code for a protein of 1217 amino acids. The transcript has 4 exons. Gene Ontology annotation, biological process: chromatin remodeling. Gene Ontology annotation, molecular function: histone H3K4me/H3K4me2/H3K4me3 demethylase activity.
AUGGAUUUAUAUGAUAAAAAUAUUGGAAAAAGAAAAAGAAACUCCAAGCUUAUAAUAUCACCAGGAAAUGAAGAACAAGAAGACGUAAAUUUGACUGAAAAAAAUAAAAAAAAUAAAUUAAUACUUAGCGAUGUUGAUAACAAAAAUGUACCAUGUGAACAGAAGGACGCGCAAGUAAAAAAAGUGUGUAACGCGAAAAAUAGAUCUGAUCUAAGGGGGCAAAGGGAUGAUGGGGAAAAUGAUCAAGUGGAAGAAAUAAUUACCUUUGAUGUUGAUGAUGAUAAUUAUAAAUUAGAGGCUGAAAGGAAGCAACAAAUGCGAAAAAAUGAACAAGGUGCAAAUUCUCCCAUUACAACCACGGAAAUAAAAUUAGAACACGCGCAGGACUUAAUAAAAAAAUGUGACCAGUGGUGUAAUAUCAACGGCAGGCCCGGAAAAAACAGAAUGAUAAAAUUACAAAGUGGAAAAUUAACCAAAUUGGAAAAUAUGGGUAACUGUGAGAUGAAAGAGAAAAAAGAACAAGAAAAAACCGCCGCAGACCAUCAUUGCAACAAUAGCAUUUAUAAAAAUAUAGAACAAAUACCCGUUAUACAUACAACAAUGGAAGAAUUAUCAAAUCCAAUUUUAUUUUUUGAAAAAUAUAAUUCUAUUGGACUAAAAUAUGGAGCAAUGAAAGUAAAACCACCCAAUUUUUUCGAACCACAAUUUAACUCUUACUAUCUGAGUAUGAAAUUUAAUAUACGGAAGCAAAAAAUCAACGAACUGAAGCAUGGGAAGGAAUUUGAUCACCCUGAGGAGUACUGGUCCUUGUAUGAGAUGUACAAAUAUAACCAAAUGCUGGAGAAGAUGUACCUACCAAAGGAAAAAAAGACUUUGGAAAAUAUCGAAAAGAAAUAUUGGGAAAUUAUUAAUAAAGGAGAAGAGCAAGUCGUUUCUAUAUAUGGCGCUGAUUUGCCGGUAUCCAGAAAUCAUCCUACCUGCCUAUUUCAGAACAACCUAAAACGGCAUGAGGACUCCGGGUUGAAUGACAAUAAUGGUAGCGACAUCAGCACUGCGAACGGUAGCAGAUGUAGUAAUAUCAAGAGUGGGACCAUUGAAUCAUCCUGCGAGUCGCGUAGCGAUCAUCUGAAAAGGGGAAAAGAAGGGGACAAUGGUAUAUUACGUGAGGGUCAGUGCACGGAGGAAAUGUGUGAAGACCCUGCAAACGCGAAUGUGUCAUCGCGUGUGCAUAAACUCAAUGCUCACAUGAGUCUUCCGUUGGGGAGCAGCGGUUGUUUGAAUGGUCACUGCUCUAAAAGCUAUCGUAACAAUGACCAGUGUACCAUUAACAGUGCAAAUGCCGACUUCAGCAAUGGCAGUGCAAACGCCAACCGCACCAGUAACAAAGCAAAUAAGGCAGGGAUAGUGAGCCAACACGAACGGGGUACAUUAGGUGUGAUAAACAUUUCUGAUCCUGAAAAUGUCAGGAUGGGUGAAAACGGUAUUGACAAUACAGGGGAUGCAAUGAACAAGAGUCAUGAUGAUACUUAUUUGGGUGGAAAUCGAAAAAAGGAUCACACUGAUCAUUCAAGGGGCAGUAUCAAUGGGAUCGGCACUGAUAGAAGAGGUCCCAAUUGUGCAGGGGGUAUAAAUGAAAUCACUAGCACUGAAGAAGCAAUGCACCAAAGUGCGAGUGAUAAAAAUGAUAGGAGUAAAUGCACCUCGAGUGCAGAAGUGAAAAUUUGUCAUACAGGAAGUGAAACAGAUUUACGAGACCUAAACCCCGAUAAUGUUUUUAUUAAACAGAGAGAAAAGUACUACUCCGAAAUAAAUAAUGUAAUUAAAAACAUAAAUGAAAAUUUGAAUAUAAAAUCAUUGCCCUUUAUAAAAGGAUCGAUGCUACGAAAUGUAGAUAUAUCCAUCGAGGGGGUUAACAUUCCAUGGUUAUAUAUCGGAACGCUCUUCUCCUCCUUCUGCUGGCACACAGAAGAUAAUUAUUUCGCAUCUAUAAAUUAUCAGCAUUGGGGAAAACCCAAAAUAUGGUACGUAAUACCACCUCUAUACAGUGACAAAGUCGAAGAUGUUAUUUAUGAAUACUUAAAAGAGAACAAUAAUCAAGAUGAUGUGCUCACGGAAAGAGCAAAUAGAAAAAUGAAAAAGAAGGAGCGCAGAAAUUUAUUUCAUAAUUCCGAUUUAAAAAAAAAAAUAAAAGAGGAGAGCUCUAUUAUGCACAUUAUCGGAAGUGAGCAAAGGCUAAAAAAUUUGUGCAUUUCAAAAAAUGGCCCAAGUUUAAACUCUACGAAUUGUGUUACGGCUAGAAGUACGAGCUGCUCCAAUGCUGUAAUGGCUAGCACUAGCGCGACUGCUACUAAUAUGCCUAGUAAUAGCCACACGAAUAGUUGCAGCACUAGCAGUACUACGCACACGAGCGCUAGCCGUAAUACACUGGAAGAUAAUUUACUCCUUAUAGAUGUGGAUAUAAAUAAUGCACAUUUGAUAUAUAGAAAAUCAUAUUUGAAUUACAAAAGUGUGGAUAGAAAACAAAUUAAUUUUAACAAAGAAAAUAAUAAAAAUAAAAUUUACAAAUUAACCAUACAAGUUCCAAUUGAGGUUUUUCUAAAACAUAAGAUUCCAGUUUAUAAAAAUAUUCAAAGAAAAAAUGAAUUUAUUUUCCUAUGGCCAAAAACAUUUCAUGGAGGUUUUAAUUCAGGCUAUAACUGUAAUGAAGCUUGCAAUAUAGCCCCUACAUUUUGGCUAUUUUACGGCCUACAGUCAUAUUAUAAUUACAAGUAUUUUAGAAACACCUGUAUAUCAAUUCAUUUCAUGUUAUUUUCAAAUUUAUUACAUUAUAAAGAAUAUACCUUUAGCCAACUUAAGCACAUCAUAUACUCCCUGCGUUAUAUACUAACUGAUGAGUACAAAUUUUUUAGGGAAAGUAAAACGUUAUUCACAGAGUUCACGCUAAAUCGCGAUGCCCUUUUAAAUAAUAAGCUUAUGAAUUAUUCAGGCCAUUUAUCGCUGGAUUUGAAUAAAAUGUACUCAAAUUUCGAAUGCCAAAAAAAUAAACACUUUUUUUUCCAAAAUAUUAAGAGUAAACUGGAAUUUUUUUACAAGGAUUGCGAUGCCUGUAAUUCCCCCACCUUCAACAGUUCAAUUAUAUGCCCCCACUCCAAUGACAUUCUAUGUAUCCAUUGCUCCGAAGAACAUAGUUGCAAGUGCAAAUUCAAGGUUGCACUAAAAAGAUAUACGCUCCUAGAAAUGAUGAAGAUUUUGACGCUCCUAGUUCAUUAUGCCAAUAAAAUUAAAGCGAAUGAUGAGAAAGAAGUGCAAUUUGACGACAUACCUGAUUACAAUUCAUUGAGAAUUUUUGAAGACAAAAACUCAAUUAAUCUAUAUAACCUAAUUCGAGAAUCCAAAAGAGCACAUCUGGAAAAGAGAUCCAAAACGACAAAUUACAGAGACCUAGAAAAUUACUGCUUCGAAAAAUUAAAUAACAUCUACAAAGAGAAGAACAAGAAGGAAAAAGCAAUAGAUGAAAACAAUAUUGUGUUGGAUGAUUACUACACAAGUUCAAAUCAUUUUAAGACCAAAUUGACCUUGAAAUAUUUUCUUCUAACAUACGAAGAAGAGAUGGAAGAUAAUCCUUUGAAAAUUUUACCAAAACUUAUAAUUUAA